CUUCAGUCUGAUUUACUUUCUACUGAUUCUACACUCUACGUAACGGACGUAAUCCCGUCACGCUCGGCAGCGUUCGGCGAGCCGCACCGAAUGCACCUGGCAGACGAUUCCGAAAGUUAUUCUGGAAAAAUGCAUUCCUGUCAGCGUCCCUCGCACGGUUGACGCGAUGUCCGAAUCGAACUCGCCCAAAACAGACACGAGUAGCUCCAGCAUCUUGCGACAAUUCCGCUUUCAAAAAAGACAAACGAAGGCCAUGAACUUGUCGGACGAGGACAGUAAUUUGGUGGCUCCUGAUAUACAUAUGCGUCGUAAACCUGUAAAUCGCAUUGAAGAUAGUGAUAGCGAUGUUGGUAGUCCAGUUAAGCUAAGUUCGGACUGUAAUGCCAAAGGUAAAGAGAAUAAAUUAAAGUACCUGACAACUUUGUAUCCACAGAAUGAUGCAACGCAUAUACAGGAAGUACUUAAAAGUACCAAUUGGAACGUCGAAGAGGCAGAGGAGACACUUAAAAAAAAUAGGAAAAGAGGUUUGAAGGCAUCUGCAAAAACUAGAAAAAUGAAAAGAAGGAAAUUAAAUGAAGAUGAGGAUAUAGAUAUCGAUUCAGAUGAGGGAGAUUACAACAAAGACAAAGUAUUUAAUAGUGAUGAGGAUUCGGAUGUAGAGAUAUCUAAUGAGCUCACAGGUGAUAAAAAGGCAGUUUUAGAAUUUAUGCAGAAUGCUGUACUUGCGGAACUGCUUCUGAUGUCCCAAUGUUCUUUAAAGAAAGCCCAAGCCAUUAUAGAUGCAAGGCCAUUUGAAGAUUGGAGAGACUUAGUGAAUAAAUUUCAAAAUACAAAAUAUUUAGAUACAGAAUUAUUGAAUGCAGCUCAGGUAUUACUAUCUACACGUCAUGCGGUAGAACUUCUUAUGAAAAAAUGCCUUCGUUUGUCAAUCAACAUGGAAAAAGCUAUAGCUGCUGGCGCAUCAUCCAUAACACAGCAGCCAAAAGCAUUAUCGCCAAAUUUGACAUUAGCUCCGUAUCAAAUAGUUGGCCUAAAUUGGCUUGCUGUUAUGCAUACACAGAAUGUAAAUGGUAUACUAGCCGACGAAAUGGGUUUGGGAAAAACGAUACAAGUGAUAGCUUUCUUGACAUAUCUGAAAGAAGCUAAUCUUCUUGAUGAAAAGGAUGGGCCUCAUUUAAUUGUCGUUCCCAGUUCAACUAUGGAAAAUUGGAUGGAUGAGCUAGAAAGAUGGUCACCUAGCUUAAAAGUAGUACAGUAUUACGGCUCUCAAGAGGAACGGAAAGAGAUGCGAAUGGGUUGGCGAAAUGGUGAUCUUGAUGACGUCGAUAUUCUAUUAACUACAUAUAGUUUAAUAUGUAGUACUCCAGAAGAGCGUAGACUAUUUCGCGUUAUGCCGUUGAACUAUGUAGUCUUUGAUGAGGCACAUAUGCUUAAGAAUAUGAGCAGUGUUAGAUACGAAAAUCUUGUCAGAAUUAAUGCUAAGCGUCGAAUUCUAUUGACUGGUACACCUCUACAAAAUAAUUUAUUGGAAUUAAUGUCUUUAUUAAUAUUUGUAAUGCCUUCAUUGUUUGCUGGGAAACAAGCCGAUUUAAAAAGCUUAUUCUCUAAAAAUCCUAAAGCACCGAGUGAUAAAAAGAACGGAGAACAGCCGAUGUUCGAAAGAGAACAAGUUAAAAAUGCAAAAGAAAUUAUGCGACCGUUUGUUCUUCGACGACUUAAAGUUGAAGUUUUACGCGAUUUACCCCAUAAGAAAGACGAAAUAAUACGAUGUACAUUAAUUGAAAAACAGCAAAGUAUGUAUAACAAAUUAGUUGCUCAAUUUUCAGCAGAGGCCAGCGAAAUUACAGAUGUAAAUGGUACUGGCAUGAUGAUGCAGUUGAGGAAGCUCGCCAAUCAUCCCCUUCUCGUACGUGAUUAUUACGAUGAGAAUAAACUAAAUACUAUGGCAAGUAGACUGGCGAAAGAACCAGGUUACAAACAGAAAAAUCCAGAAUACGUCUUUGAAGAUCUGAUUUGGACAUCUGAUUACCAAAUAAAUCAAUUAACUCGUAUAUACAAAAGUAUAGCCGGAUUCGGUUUGCCCCAAGAACUUAUUCCUGAAGCUGGUAAAUUAAAAGAACUGGAUAAGUUACUACCACAAUUGAAAACGGAUGGUCACAGGGUACUCAUAUUUAGCCAAUUUACUAUGGUAUUAGACAUACUUGAAGAAUAUCUAGCUAUUAGGGGGCAGACAUUUUUAAGACUAGAUGGCAGUACACCUGUGACUGAGAGACAGACUCUUAUAAAUAAAUACACAGAAGAUUCAAGUAUAUUCAUUUUUUUAUUAUCAACAAGAGCUGGAGGUUUAGGGAUCAAUUUAACUGCUGCCGAUACAGUUAUAUUACACGAUAUAGAUUUUAAUCCGUACAAUGACAAACAAGCAGAAGAUCGAUGUCACCGUGUGGGACAAAAGAAACCCGUUUCUAUCAUAAGGUUAUUAUGCAAAGGCACAAUAGAGGAAGGCAUGUACGAGAUAGCGCAAGAAAAAUUACAUCUUGAACAACAAAUUACUGGAGGUGAAGAAAAUGAAAAUGCGGAUAAAAAGUCUGUUCUAAAAUUAUUGAAGAUGACUAUAGGCCAAGAUGUUCACAAUAAAUCUUUAUCAUCGAUGAAAAAUACCAAUAAAGAAACCGACGUUGAAAAUGAUAAAAAUUUGUGAAUAAGGGAAAUUUU
Mycetomoellerius zeteki is the source of this 2712-nucleotide messenger RNA. It is a transcript of the gene Etl1, whose product is annotated as SWI/SNF-related, matrix-associated actin-dependent regulator of chromatin, subfamily a, containing DEAD/H box 1. The transcript has 12 exons. NCBI's taxonomy places the organism in Eukaryota, Metazoa, Arthropoda, Insecta, Hymenoptera, Formicidae. Gene Ontology annotation, molecular function: ATP binding. The record is from RefSeq and is a predicted model, not a curated record. The coding region runs from base 167 to 2698 and encodes 843 amino acids.